GCUCCAUGGCGGAGGAUGUUGACCUGAAAGCAUGUCAGGGAGCUUUGGAUGACUGCUGUCCACCUCGAGGAGAGGAUCAACUGGAACUGCAAGAAGAGGAGAAAGACAUAAAUCAAGUGUUGUGCUUGUGUGGACAAGGAUGUUUUUGCCUACAAACCCUAGAGACAUGGAUCCUGAAUUAUACUCCUCUCACCAUUUAUGUGAAGUUUGAUGUAGAUGUCAGAUGUAGAAUUACAUUUGGGACACUGGACUCUUCAGUUUUGCUCUAAGAACUACAAUGAAAGGGACACUCCAUUUUCUUGACCUUGUGAGAGAUGAGAACAUCUGAUCCAGGUGUCUUGCCAGCCUCUCUGUUUGCCACUCCCCUGAGAGCUUGGCUUUGAACAAAUACCUGAUUUUUUCGCAGUGGUGGGGAGGUACAGCUUCAGAGGAAAGCCCAGUUCUGCUGUUGUGGGCAGUGUAGGGAUGCUCAAGCCAUGGAGCUGUUCUCCUCAUUCUAGCAACAUGUCAUCUCCCAUCAGGAUGAAGAAUUGAUAGUGGGGUCAGCAGCAGUAUUGUACUGUGCUCUGUUUCCUCUCAGACUUUGAUUUUUACCUCCUUUUGUGUAAAAUAUGUGUGCUUUACACCGUGUUUCUCUUUCUUUUGUCACAGAACAACAGCAACCAUGUAGAUUCCCUUCUCUCCUUAGAGGGCUAUUUACAGAUUCUGCCAUCACAGGUGGAAAACAUGCUAGAGGCGAACUUACUGGAAGAUACACAACUUGCUACUUCUAGUAGAGGCCAAGACCCAUCAUCCUCACACCACAAUAUAAAUUUGAUCCAGACACUUCAGAACAGUUUCAGUCUUCCUGAUGCCAUGCUACUAAGAACAGACUACCCCACUCAAGUAAAUGCAAAACUAAGACACUUACAAAGGCAAGAGUUUUUCCCUCAAACAAGCUCUGAUACCACAAAUCCAGAAUCACUGUUUCAUGGGUCAAAUUUUACAGGGCUAUUUUCAGCUGCUGACCUUAGAAGUCCAACAGCCCAUGAUGAUAAUUUUGAUGAAAUUAAGCUCAUGACUUUGGCUUUGGAGGAAGGCUUUAGUCCUAUAGAAGUUUCUCAGAUCUUUGAAGAGCCUGGCUCAGAUUCAGGACUAUCUUUGAAUUCAAAUCACACCACCACCUCUUUCUCAGUCUGCUGUGAAGAUUCUGUUGGGUACAGCAGUGAUGUUAAAUCUGCUUCUUCACAUGGCUUAGGAGCUGUUGGUGGCCACUGCCAAGAAAACAUUAAGCACAGCCAUGUGGAAUAUCCAGGUGAUGCAGAGUGUUCUACAGAAGCCACACUUCAGCAGUUUCUUCAUAAUCACACUUGCAAUCAACUGCCAAGUCAAGCAGCAUCCACUCCAGAGCAUUAUCAACAGAUGUGGAUAAAGAAAUCAAACGAAGUAAAGGACAGAUGCCACAAUUCUACUGCUACAAACCGGAGCAGAGAUGAGCGUUGUGCAAAAGCUCUGAGAAUACCAUUUUCAGUUGAUGAAAUUGUGAGCAUGUCCGUCGACUCCUUCAACACCAUGCUAGCAAGGAGCCAGCUUACAGAAACUCAGGUAUCACUUCUACGUGACAUCAGACGAAGAGGAAAAAACAAGGUAGCUGCCCAAAAAUGUCGUAAACGCAAACUGAAUGCAAUUCUUAACUUGGAAGAAGAUGUGUGUAAUCUCCAAACACAAAGGGAGAGCCUUAAAAAGGAGCACUCCCAAUGUAGCAAAUCAAUCAACCAGAUAAAGCAAAAAUUAAACAACUUGUACCAUGACAUUUUCAGCAGACUGAGGGAUGACCAGGGUAGACCUGUUAACCCAUGCCAAUAUGUCAUUCAUUGCAGUAGCAAUGGAGGUGUUUUCAUAAUUCCCAAGCACUUGGCCAAAUCUGAACAGCAACAAGAUCACAGAAAAGAGCAGAAACAAAAGUAAGAUGACUGGAGAUCACCUAAAUCCCCUUUAUUUUGCCCGAAAGGAUAAGAAUACUUGUGUGAAGACUGAAGGUCAGUGAGUACAGCAGUUCAAAAGAAACAACUACACUUGAGGAGAAAUAUUUUGUAUUCAAGGGUCUGGCAAACCCACCCAACUGUGAUCUGCUAGAAGGUCUGUGAGCUGAGGCUUCUGGAUGAGGAAAUCUGUUUAGUUCUAGUUAGAAUUAAAGGAGCUAGACCAAAGUGUAGCUUUAUAGACAUACAUUAAAACUAGGACUUUAGUUACUGGUAAUGGGGGCAAAGGGGAGAACAUCAGUGAGGGAUAAAAGUCAACUUUAGAUCAAUGUUACACAUGCAAGAAAAUGUUUUAGUCUUGAAUACUUGACUCUUUAUACAGAGAAUGACCUUAUUUAUUCUCUAGCACUGAAAGAAAUAUAGUUCUAGUGCAUCUUCAAAUUCACUGUGGAUUUACAGAGGCUCAAGAGGUAACUGCAUGCUUUGCAUUUAUUCAGAACGGCUCUGCUUUUCCUAGUUUUCUGAGGAGAGCUGCCCGGGAGGCUACUGCAUUUUUCCUCAUUACUUUCACCAUCAUAACUCCAAGCAAAGAUAAUCUGCCACUUAAUUUUACAACUCACACACUCCAUCUGCAAGCAGAUGUUGAAAAAUAGUGUCUGAUUCAGUAUUGUCUUACCUUCAUCCUCUGCAACUAAAUCAUUCUCAGCUUUCUUCCACAAAAAUGACCAAUGGUGAAGGAGUUCCUGUUCUGUUUCCUAGUGACUGUGAUAGUUACUUGUGUACCUUCUCUUCUCCUCCCAUUUUAACACCUUCCUCAAGAAGUACUUGAGUUUCUCUCUGUGGCCUUUUUAACUGGUAUUUUUAAAGGGUCUUUAUUAUUCCAGAUUUGAUUUUUUAAAAUAUACAUUCUCCCUAGUCUUUAAAUGAAAUUGAACAAAAUUACUAUUUAUCUAUAUUUGUAAUUAUGAGGUUGCACUCUGAUAGUGCUCCCAAUGAAGAGUUUUUUGGUUAGACAUUUAUUUGGGCUGUUAAAAUGAAGUUUUAUUCACUCAUGUACUUAACAACAUCCUAUCUUCUUACUGUUUUGCAGCCUGAAAAAGGCCUGCAAAAGAGAUAGCCAAAAACGCCUGUAAUGAAUAAGGAAGGAAUGUUGACGUAUAGCACUGUGAAAAUAACUACUAAUAUUAAGGUCUAGAUUACAACAAAUACUUCUUCAUUUUAUAACUAAAACACAUAAAGCUGGUAUUUAAAAAGUUCUCAUUGGUCAUGGCAUCAUGACAAUGGAGCAAAUUUAGAUUCAGGCAUGUUUAAAAAGUCACCUGUACCAAACAUGCAAGAACUACACAUACAAGCUUAAAUGCCAAAUUAUACCUACUGCCACUAGCACGGAAGUCAUGCAGGCUGCUUGCACUUUGUAUAACAAAACUGUUAAGUGUCAAGUGAUAUUUUCUAAAACGGGAGCCCUAAGAUGGUGCCAAGUACACUGAGCUAUCAAUGAGAUCAGCCUGUUUGAACUAUUUUCUCAGCAUUUUCUAUUAAAAUAUAUCUUUAAAUAAAUGUGUGCAUGUGGUCUUUAUUGGUUUCACUACAGCCUCAAAUGGGCAAGCGUAAAUUCAUAGCAGAAAGUCUCAUUAGUGAGCCCACGCAAUUUCUUGCCGUUGGUUAAGCAUCAGUGUGAGACACAUCUAUUCUAACUGGUAUUCACAUGGGAUUUUUCUACUGGCUAGAUCACAAACUUCAACCAAAACAGGUAAUAGGUAUUGGAUACAUAUGAAUUGUGAACUUUAUUUCUAGUUGGGGGGGGGCAGGGGAAGAAGUACACAUUCAAGUCAGCGUGAUCAUAAUCGAUUAAAUGACCUAACAGUCUGAAGUCCAUGCACUUAACCCUUUGCAAGAUGAGGUCUCUAAACCUACUUCACUGCCUAUAUGCAUAAAAUCUGAUAGCUACUAGACUAAACUGAGAAGUCUAGAAAGCUAAGUG
Messenger RNA from Cinclus cinclus, 3942 nucleotides. RefSeq names its product NFE2 like bZIP transcription factor 3 (gene NFE2L3). Gene Ontology annotation, molecular function: DNA-binding transcription factor activity, RNA polymerase II-specific; RNA polymerase II cis-regulatory region sequence-specific DNA binding. Bases 727 to 1947 code for a protein of 406 amino acids. The transcript is spliced from 4 exons. The record is from RefSeq and is a predicted model, not a curated record. Gene Ontology annotation, cellular component: nucleus. NCBI's taxonomy places the organism in Eukaryota, Metazoa, Chordata, Aves, Passeriformes, Cinclidae. Gene Ontology annotation, biological process: regulation of transcription by RNA polymerase II.